Molecule: messenger RNA, 1547 nt
Organism: Panicum hallii
Lineage: Eukaryota; Viridiplantae; Streptophyta; Magnoliopsida; Poales; Poaceae
Product: short-chain dehydrogenase TIC 32, chloroplastic-like
Exons: 8
Coding region: 323-1285 (320 amino acids)
Source: RefSeq, a predicted model, not a curated record
UCCAAGAAUUCCCCAGGCAGGCAAGCGUACGCACUUAGCAUCAGCACGAAUGCACGAUGCGGCUCCAAAAUAAUCCCUUCCCGGCCUCCUCUCCGUCUCCUUUCCCGCGUUGGCCUAGUGCGCUCUACUCCCCAACCAAACUGCUACCCGCGCUCACCAACCAUAAAUAACCUCCCUGCAUCCUCUUCUCAUCCACGCCCGCCACCAUUUCCGCCAUCCGCUCCGCUUCCCGGCGCGCCGAGGUGUCGCGGUUUCUUGGCCGUGCUGCUUUCUUCGCUCAACUUCUCGUUGUUUGUUGGAGAGUUGAGGCGUCGAGUCGGCAAUGGGUAUCCUCUCGAGCAUGACCGGUAAGGCGGGCGCCAGCGGGUUCGGGUCGGCGUCCACGGCGGAGCAGGUCACCGACGGCGUCGACGCCAGCCACCUCACCGUCGUCAUCACAGGAGGAGCUAGUGGCAUUGGUCUGGAGACAUCAAGAGUCUUCGCCCUUAGAGGAAUCCAUGUCAUCAUUGCCGCAAGAAACACUGAGGCUGCAUCAAAAGCAAUGAAGACCAUCAUGGAAAAUAAUCCAGCAGCACGAAUUGAUGUUCUGAAGCUUGACCUCAGCUCCCUCAAGUCUGUCAGGGCUUUUGCGGACCAGUUCAACUCGAUGAAAUUUCCUCUGAAUAUCCUGAUAAAUAACGCAGGUGUGAUGUUCUGCCCUUUUCAACUGUCUAAAGAUGGAGUCGAGAUGCAAUUCGCCACCAAUCAUCUCGGACACUUCCUGCUUACCAAUCUCCUCCUCGAUAAUAUGAAAGCCACUGCCAAGUCUACGGGUAUUGAGGGUCGCAUUGUGAACUUGUCAUCAUAUGCCCACCACGUGACAUACCCAAAGGGAAUUGAGUUUGACAAAAUCAACGAUGAGAAAAAAUACAGUGAUAAAAUGGCUUAUGGACAAUCUAAGCUGGCAAACAUACUGCAUGCAAAGGAGCUUUCUAGACGGCUCAAGGAAGAAGGAGCAAACAUCACAGUUAAUAGUGUUCAUCCUGGAAUGAUCAUGACCAAUUUGUUUAGGCACUCCUUUGUUCUCAUGAAGUUGAUUCAAGUUGCAACUUACUUGCUGUGGAAGAAUGUGCCCCAGGGAGCAGCAACUACAUGUUAUGUGGGACUGAACCCACAGCUGAGGGGAGUGACAGGAAAAUACUUUGCUGACUGCAACGUGGCAAAGACGAGCAAACUGGCAAGAAGCGACGAGUUGGCGAAACAGCUCUGGGACUUCAGCGAGGAGCUGACCAAAUCUGCGCAAUGAGAGCCGUAGGAUCUGGAUCAGAGGAGUGUUCUGAUUGUGCUUGGCAUAUGGUAUUACUAGUGAUUACUGGUUAAUAUAGUAGCAGUGGCUAUAGGAACCUGAGCAGUGGUGGAGCUGAUGGUGUUCAGAAAUAAAUCUCCAUGCAUGCUUUCCUAGAUUAUUCUGGUGUGGCAAAGAUCAACCUGUGUACUCUUGUUAAUACCUGUCCAAUAUAUGUGCAGCUGAGUUCUGGUUUGAAGUUGAGAUUUGUGUUUGCCUGAAA